AUGGUCAACCGAAAGCAGAUACAAGCUAUCGUUGGAGGUGUUAUAGCCCUGUAUCUUGCGACGUGGUUGUUCGUGAUACUGUACUUUCAUGCCAUUGUGUCCACAACUCAUGACAGUUCCAAUACCAAUAACAGUCAGGACCAAGACCAAACGAUAGAGCAACGAAGCCUUGGAAGGGAGAGUAUAAGCAAGAAGAACAACAGUAAUAAUGCAGUGGAAAAUCCAUGGUAUGGUUGGCAACCGGAAAUAUCGUCGUCGAUGGAGUGUUCCUGGCGAGAGUGCAUGAAGGAAAAGCACACUUGCAACACAUGUCGAGAUUCGAAAUUGGACAUGGCAGUGGCCGGCGAUGCCUCCAUCGAUCCCGGCAAGGAUUGGGUCCCUGAUGUCACCAUGUUACAUCGCAUGUUCUUGGAUGGUCAAGAUUCCAAUGGUAAUCCAUGGCCACCUUCCUUGGACGAUGAAUUGUGUGAGGAUAUUGGCUCGUUUGGAGGCAAGGCGGAUGGAAACAAACAGUUGAUAGACUUGGUACCAAUCAAAGGAGCUCGUUUCGCCAAAACUCCAGGAAAAAAUGAUAAAGUUCUGUGUAUGGUUUAUACUAUGGAAGAGAACCAUGCCACCAACAUUCGAGCCAUGCGAGAAACCUGGGCCUCGGGAUGUGAUGGUUUCCUCGCCUUUUCUACCAAGACAGAUGCUCGUAUACCGGCAAUCAGUAUUGAGCACGAUGGGAGAGAAGAAUAUAACAACAUGUGGCAAAAGAGUCGAAGUAUGUGGAAAUUUGUGGGGAAACAUUAUCAGGCUGACUUUGAUUGGUUCUACAUUGGCGGAGAGGAUUUGCUUGUAAUUCCACAAAACUUGAAGAACUAUUUGGGGACACAUGAUCCUAAUAAAGGCUACUUUCUGGGGAGACGCUUCAAAGGAGGUGGUUCGGGGACAUACUUUAACAGUGGAGGGGCUGGUUAUGCGCUUUCACGGGCGUCCCUCCAAUGCAUAAUGGAACAUUUUGAGGAGCCAGUAUGUCGUCCAGACACACACACACCAAUGGAAGAUGUCAUGAUUGCCCAGUGUUUGGAAAAGGCCUGCAACAUUUCCAUUUUCGACACGAGGGACGAACAAAAGCGGGAACGCUUUCAUCCAUUCGCGCCACAGCUGCACUAUGUAUGGCAGCAUCCCAAGCCACCGAACCAUGAUUGGUACGAAGACUACAAUAAGGAGUGGGGUAUCGGAUUGGGGAAAGACUGCUGUGCACCUGACUCGGUUUCCUUUCAUUACAUCAAGAAGCCAGCCAUGGUUCGGCAUCUCUUUCAUUACCUUCAUAACUGUAAUCGAAAUAUAUAA
Cylindrotheca closterium is the source of this 1335-nucleotide messenger RNA. NCBI's taxonomy places the organism in Eukaryota, Bacillariophyta, Bacillariophyceae, Bacillariales, Bacillariaceae. The record is from the annotation of a GenBank genome assembly.